AUGGCCGACUCAUCGGCUUCGCAACCUCCCCCUCCAGCUGCUGCUGCUGCUGCUGCUCCUACUUCCGCCCCGGCUCCAGCUCCAGCUCCCGCAGCAUCGCAAGAUUCCUCUGCGACUGUCGUCCCCAAACAAGAACCAGAUACCGGUGACAACAACCUGGAUGCAUCUAUCGAACAAGACAUCGACCUAAACGCAAAUAACACCGCCAACAUGCCGAAUCAGAAUCCCGCUGGCAAUGACGCCGCCGCUGCGGCCGAAAACUCCAUCCCCGCGCCCACCUCCGUGGACGCUCUGGCGGCCGCCGCAGCGCCUGCCAAGAAAGAAACCAGCUUGCGGGAGUUCAUGGGCAAGAUGGAUGAAUAUGCGCCGAUUAUCCCCGAUGCUGUAACAGCCCACUACCUCACUCUCGCCGGUCUCCCGCCUCCGGGUAACGGCCCCAAUCAAACACCACCACACCUCGCCCGCCUCCUCGCUCUCGCAACCCAGAAAUUCAUUGCCGAUAUUGCCGCCGACUCGUAUCAGUACGCGCGCAUUCGCGCCUCCAACAGCUCUUCUGCCAGCAACCCCAUGGGCAGUUUGAACGCCGCCUCGGGGUUGAACAUGCCCGCCGGUGCUGCAGGUGUGGGGUCCGCUGGUGCUGCGACUGGCGUAUCAGGCGGCGAUGCAGGAAAGGGCAAAGCGGGCACGCACUUGGGAAUCCAGAGACCUGGGUUCGGAGGUGGUGGGUCGGGAGGUUCCGGACAGGGCCGGACGGUGCUUACGAUGGAGGAUUUGGGUAUGGCGGUGUCGGAGUAUGGGGUUAGUGUCAAGAGGGGGGAGUUUUAUCGGUGA
This is a messenger RNA of Aspergillus tubingensis, 831 nucleotides long. RefSeq names its product putative TFIID and and SAGA complex TAF10 subunit. The coding region runs from base 1 to 831 and encodes 276 amino acids. Gene Ontology annotation, cellular component: transcription factor TFIID complex; nucleus; SAGA complex. The record is from RefSeq and is a predicted model, not a curated record. The transcript has 2 exons. Lineage: Eukaryota; Fungi; Ascomycota; Eurotiomycetes; Eurotiales; Aspergillaceae. Gene Ontology annotation, molecular function: promoter-specific chromatin binding; RNA polymerase II general transcription initiation factor activity. Gene Ontology annotation, biological process: transcription initiation at RNA polymerase II promoter.